AAACACAUUAUAAAUAACAUAUUUUUGUAAUAAAUAUUGUAAUUUUGACGAAUCAAGGAUAGCAACAUUAGUUAAUUAAAAUCAAUAACUUCCGUUUGUGUAUGUAUAACAAAAAUAUAUCAGUGCAGUCAGUAUGAUAUAAGAAAAGGGUGCAAAAUUAACAAAAUGGCAUUGGAUUCAUUAGACUACAUACCAGAAUUAUGUAGGCAAUUUGCAACAGGGAACUGCUACCUAGGCCCGUUUUGCAAAUAUCGCCAUCGAGUGUUCCUAGAACGUUUAAGUGAUUAUGCGCAAAUUUGUGAGUUAAAUAACUGUACACGGCCAGAGUGCACAAACUUACAUAUAACAAAACAAGAGGAAAAUCUCUUCAGAAAUGAGGAAGUCAUACCUUCAAAACUGGUUUGCAGGUAUACAACUAUGCUUUCGUUUCUAAUCAAUGAAUUUGGUAUGGAAUAUGUUGAGGCACAGACGUCUUUAUUUGAAAUAUUAUCGACAGUACCGCCACCAGAACGAGGACAGCUCCUGGAACACGUAAUGGAGUGUUUAUUGCAGUGUUCACCUCCGGCGCAGCCACCGUCUCCCCACCGCUCUCCAACAACCAAUACUGGCUCCCAGCAACCGGCAAUGACACCAGUCGGUGCGAUACAACCACAAUAUCCAUUUCCACCACCUAAGCUAAGUGGCGACAUGGAUACAGCCGUAACACAAGCACCUCCAUACACACCGUCAUCAACAUGUUUAGGACCCAUGGAAUGGAAGAGAUGCAAGGAAGAAAUAAAACCACAGAUACCAGCAAGGACUGUGGUACAAACGUCCCACGUACGUACACACACGAACGAAGCGCGAGCACUACUUUUAGCGCCACCACCGUCUUCGUCGCCUCUUUUAUUGACGUCAAGUACUAGGACUUCUUAUUUUGAGCCCGGUGAUAAUAAACGUAGAAAAAUCGUAGAGGACUCGCCAAUAGCAGAUGCACCAAGGUCAUCAGCAGUGAGUGUAACACGAGAACCACCUACAGCUCCGUCACCACAGUCAUUGACGACAAAUACCCCGUUUUCUAACAAGACGAGUAAGGGCUCUGAUUUAGUAGCUACAGAUAACACACAAAGGAAACCUCCGGCAAUAAGUUCGCGAAGGCCAACAAUAACGACUGGACCACGAGAACCACCUACAGCUCCGCCGCCACAGUCAUUUACGACAAAUACCCCGUUUUCUAACAAGAAGAGUAAGGGCUCUGAUUUAGUAGCUACAGAUGUACCCAUGAAGACCCAAAGGAAACCGCCGGCAAUAAGUUCGCGAAGGCCAUCAGUAGCGACUGGACCACGAGAACCACCUACAGCUCCGUCGCCACAGUCAUUGACCGUAAAUACCAUGGCUACUAAAAAGGUAAGUAAAUGCUUUGAUUUAGUAACCACAGAAUUAAAAACCAACCAGAAACCGACAACAAUAAGUCCACGGAGGUCAUCAGCAGUUACUGUACCCCGAGAACUACCUAUAGGUCCGUCGUCGCCGCAGUCACUAACGACAAAUACCAUGAUUUCUAAGAAGACAAGUAAGGGCUAUGAUUUAGUGAUUACAGAAGGAAAAACUAACCAGAAUCCGCCAACAAUAAAUUCACAAAGGGCAUCAGUAAUGAAUAUACCACGAGAAUCACCUGCAUCUGCGUCACCACCUUCGUCGCCACAACAACUGUCGACAAAUACCAUGAUUUUUAACAAGAUGACUUCGUUUUCAUCGGACCCUAGUUCUGUAGCAGAAAUAAAAACGGAACCAAAAUCGCCAACAACACUUCUGCCACCACUUCUGGCGCCACAAUCACUAACGGUGACCACUAAUUCAUCCAACUCUAGUUGUAUAGAUACAGAAAUUGAUGCUGAUCCGAGAUUGUCACCAUAUAUGAUUCUAGAAGAACUACGUGGAGCUCUGCAACUACCCCCGCCACCACCUCCGCCACCACUUCCGGCGCCACAAUCACUAACGGUGACCACAAAUUCAACCGGCUCUAGUUUUAUAGAUAUAAAGACCGAACUGAAAUCAACAACCGAUUCACCAAGGUCACCAUCUAUGAGUAUACCGCGAGCGUCACCUUUGGUUUUCCCACAAGUAGCUCCACCCCCACCCCCACCUCCAUCUCCACCUCCAACUUCGUUAUCUCAAUCUUUGAUGACGACUUUUAAUUCACCCGACCUUAGUUUAAUAGAAUAA
Molecule: messenger RNA, 2205 nt
Organism: Spodoptera frugiperda (fall armyworm)
Lineage: Eukaryota; Metazoa; Arthropoda; Insecta; Lepidoptera; Noctuidae
Product: proteoglycan 4
Exons: 1
Coding region: 166-2205 (679 amino acids)
Biological process (GO): actin filament polymerization
Cellular component (GO): cytoplasm; actin filament
Molecular function (GO): actin binding; microtubule binding; metal ion binding
Source: RefSeq, a predicted model, not a curated record